This is a messenger RNA of Astyanax mexicanus (Mexican tetra), 1742 nucleotides long. It is a transcript of the gene scrn2, whose product is annotated as secernin 2. Lineage: Eukaryota; Metazoa; Chordata; Actinopteri; Characiformes; Acestrorhamphidae. Gene Ontology annotation, molecular function: dipeptidase activity; cysteine-type exopeptidase activity. The transcript is spliced from 9 exons. Gene Ontology annotation, biological process: proteolysis. The record is from RefSeq and is a predicted model, not a curated record. Bases 81 to 1340 code for a protein of 419 amino acids.
UGACAGCGCUCUCCGAGCAGGUUCACAGUCAGAGCCCUGCCUUCUACAGGCUUGCUGCCCGAUCUGGAGCUUAAAAAAGGAUGGCUGAACCACCCCGGUCAUGUGACUGUUUUGUGUCUCUGCCACCGGGAUCUAAAUAUGAUCAUGUGAUAUUUGGUAAGAAUUCAGACCGACCGAGGGAUGAGGUGCAGGAAGUGGUUUACUACCCUGCUGCCUCACACGCCCCUGGAGACACAGUGGAGUGCACAUACACCUCAAUUCCACAAGCAGAGCACACUCAUGCAGUGGUGCUGAGCAGACCUGCCUGGCUGUGGGGCGCUGAGAUGGGGGCCAAUGAACAUGGGGUGUGUGUCGGGAAUGAAGCUGUUUGGACUCGUGAGCCUGUUAGUCCAGAGGAUGCUCUGCUAGGCAUGGACCUUGUGCGGUUGGCUUUAGAACGGGCAGACAGUGCUUGGGCUGCUGUGACUGUGAUCACUGAUCUGCUGGAGCAGCAUGGUCAGGGUGGGGCCUGCAGGGAGGACCCAGAACACUUCAGCUACCACAACACGUUCCUGCUCGCUGACCGUCAGGAGGCCUGGGUCCUGGAGACUGCUGGGAAACUGUGGGCUGCUCAGAAAAUUACAGAGGGAGUCAAGAACAUCUCCAACCAGCUGACAAUAGGCACGGAGAUCUCCGCUGAGCACCCAGAGCUGCGCAGUGUGGCCCAGUCUCAGGGCUGGUGGAGCGGAGAGGGGGAGUUUAGCUUCACUGCCGCCUUUACCCCAGACAACCCCCCUGCCCGGAUGGAACUGGCCAAGCAGCGCUACAAGGGAGGCACAGCCCUGCUUCAGGAGCAAGAUGGCUCUGUGACAGCAGAAGUGAUGAUGAACAUCCUGAGGGACAAACCCAGUGGUAUCUGCAUGGAUUCUGAAGGUUUUCGCACCACAGGUAGCAUGGUGUCCAUCCUCCCGAGAGAUGCCUCUAUGCCCUGUGUUCAUUUCUUCACUGCCACGCCUGACCCAUCCAGGUCUGUUUUCAAGCCAUUUAUCUUCUCUGAGGGCAUAAGUCCAGUCACCUUGGUGAUGUCUCCACAGUACGGCCCAGAUGAUCCUGUGAGGACACAGCCUCGAUUCCAGCUCAAGGUGGACAGAAAGCAUGAGCUUUACAAAGCCCACCAGGCAGCACUAGCUGGCAUGGAGGAAAAUCCGGAUGCUGGAGGCUCUCUACAGGAGACUAUGCGUUUCUUGGAGUCGCAGUGUCUGGAGGAGAUUGAAGCCAUGCUCAGGGGAGAGGUGGAGGGCCAGGAGCUUGGGGAUCUUUUCUUUGACUGUGUAGACACGGAGAUAAAGUUCUACCAGUGAGACACAGCAGUUGUCUUGUGAAUGUCGCUAGUGCUUGCUGAUCUGCCUGGAGAGGGACGGGCCCCAGAGCACAGGUUCCUGUCUGCUCCCAUCCACCUCUCUUAGUUCCCCUGACGCCAUGCAACACAUUGUGAUGACCAUGCCACACUAACUGUAACUGUAUAAAGCAGAAAUUAGAUGUUCAUGUCAGUUGAGCACCAUAAUUACGUGUAAUUGUCGCACAGGGCGGUUGUUUGUGCACUACAUUAAUGAAAACGUGAUAGAUUACUGAGGUGUGUAUGUAGAGUGAUGUAAGAAGAGUCCAGUGAAGAAGCACUCUGAUCAUUCCUUUGUAAGUGCAUGAGGGUUCAGCUGCCUGGCUGAUCCUCAGAGGAGAAAGUCAAUAAAGGAUUAAUAAGUCUA